Molecule: messenger RNA, 2182 nt
Organism: Oncorhynchus tshawytscha (Chinook salmon)
Lineage: Eukaryota; Metazoa; Chordata; Actinopteri; Salmoniformes; Salmonidae
Exons: 2
Coding region: 1044-1832 (262 amino acids)
Molecular function (GO): nucleic acid binding
Source: RefSeq, a predicted model, not a curated record
UAUGGGAAGGAGAUGUGUUGUGCUUCAUGAGGCAAAUGGUGGUCAUGCCAGAUACUGACUGUUUUUCUGAACCAGCCCCUACUUUGUUUUAAAAAGGUAUCUGUGACCAAUAUAUGCAUCUGUAAUCCCAGUCAUAUGCAAGCCAUAUUAGGGCCUAAUUUAUUUAUGUCAAUUGACUGAUUUCCUUAUAUGAACUGUAAAUCAUAUUUUUGUUCAGUGUAGAUGGAAUAAAGUAAUUAUAUUAUUUUCUACUCUAUUCUUGCUAAACACACUGUUCUUUCUAAACAAGUCUGGUCUGAGCUUGAAAGAUGGUCAUCAUAGGAGAUUUGAUGUGUAAUGUAAUAAGCAGGUCUGCCUUUCAAAAGGACAGCGUGCUUGCCUUUUUUCAUUCAACCACACCCUUUGAGCUAUGACAUCAUGUUGCCAACCAAUAAGAUCAUUUCUAUUAAGUAAAGCAGAGGCCAAGAGAUUAGUGUUUUUUUUAUGCUUUAAACACUAACAGCGAUCCUUGAAGCACCAUCUCUGAAACCAUUAACACUUGUAGCCAAUGCAUUAACCAUUUGUACCAAACUGAAUGCACGUUCUCUGCUUUACACUCAGUUUGCAAUUUAAUAACAUACUUCUAGCAAAACUGUAAACAUUGGUCUCUACAUUGCUACACAAUUUCGCCAAUUGCCUUUCCACAUGUGAAAACACUUUUAGAUAAUGAGUUCACUUACAAAUCAGAGCUUGAGCACUAUAAAUAGGCCACAGGUAAACAUUUGGUUUGGACAACAAUGUUGUCAACCAUGGGAUGAGCAUGAGGGAGACUGGGCAACCGGGUUCAACCAAAUCUGAGCCACUAUACUGUUGCAGGUAUCAUCUAGAUAUUUCGAAAUGAGACUAAGUGCUGUAGUCUUACUGGUACAGUAAUAUGUACUGUACUUUCAUAAUAAGGAUCUUCACUAAAACCAUUCAAAUGUUUUUACAGAACUGCAAGAAAACCAGUAUCUGGUGGAAGAGGUCGACUGUUCACCCCAGAGCAGGAGACCCACAUUGUAAAUAUGGUCAUUGCAAAUAACUGCAUCAGACUCAGAGAACUGCAGGACCACAUAAUGGUAGAUAACACCAUAUUCCAAAACGUCAACAGAGUGAGUCUCUCUGCACUGUCUCGUCUACUGAAACGCAAUAGAAUUAGGAUGAAGCAGCUGUACAGAGUCCCUUUCGAAAGAAACGCAGACCGUAUAAAACAACUGAGAUAUGAAUAUGUGCAGAGAGUCAUGGAGCUAGAAGCAGAUGCAGUGCAUCAUGAGCUAAUAUAUGUGGACGAGGCAGGUUUCAACCUUGCAAAAACAAGGAGCCGCGGCAGAAAUAUCAUUGGACACCGUGCCAUCAUCAACGUCUCGGGACAACGUGGUGGCAACAUAACAAUGUGUGCGGCUAUUAGUCAAAAUGGCGUCCUUCACCAUCAUGCAAUCCUAGGCCCAUACAACACUGCACACAUUAUCACAUUUCUGGACACCCUCCACAACAGACUAAUCCCUGAUGACCAGGGGCCAGAGCAGCCCAGGUACGUUAUCAUCUGGGACAAUGUUAGUUUCCACCGGGCUGCUGUGGUCCGCAAUUGGUUCACAGGUCACCCACUUUUCAUCUCACUCAAUCUCCCCCCAUACUCUCCGUUCUUGAGUCCUAUUGAAGAAUUCUUCUCUGCAUGGCGUUGGAAGGUGUACGAUCGCCAGCCCCACCAACGCAUACCCCUUCUACAGGCAAUGGAGGAGGCUUGUGGAGACAUCGAUCAGGGUCAUGCCAUGCCUGGAUACAGGACUCCAGGCGAUACUUUCCACGCUGCCUAGCUCAAGACAACAUCGCAUGUGAUGUGGAUGAAGUCUUAUGGCCAGACCCACAAAGGCGGCGGGAUUUAGCCUAAUUUUCUUCUGUUAUUUGUUUUCUUCUUGCGCCAAUGAUUUUGUUUUCUUCUACUGCGCUUUUGUUGUUUGAGGAGUGUUUGAACAUUGAGGGGUAAAAAAAAACUUUUCCCCCUUAUCUGUAUUAACACACUAUCAUGUUCGGAAUACACAUCCAUAAUUUACACAUUUGGAUACCUGUGUUUACUACAUGUAUGACAAAACUUUAUUGCAAACUGCUAUGCCCUGCCCACAGAAAAAGUAAAAGCCACAAGUGUUUUUCAUUUGUACUAUCAGUG